AUGAACUUUCACGAGAUUCGGCAGUCUAAGGGCGUACGGGUUCACUUUAUGCCCAACUCUGAGUUGGAAGUCACGGACUAUUUUGGUCCCAAAGCCCUAAGUGGCGAGAAGAAGGAACGAAAUGUCUCUACUACAAUCGAAGCAAAGCCCAAAAUCGAUGUCGCGGGUGUUGGCGCUGAAGGAUUGGGCUGGUCAAGGACAUCCGAGGGCUGCUUUUCGUCACGCUGGAAGUUUACCGGCUCACGGUUCACACUCAACUCCCCGUCUGGGAGCAGUCAGAUUCGAAAUAGUCGGUAUCGACAGGUUGUUUGGCUUUUGGAAGAGAAUGAGUUGGAGCGACAGUCUGUCCACCAAUCUAUCGUCCAUGCAGCACUGGCCUUCCAUCACCGCUCUGUCCCUUUUGAGGUUGAGCUCAAUAUCGAAGUCAAAAUGCAUCGGUGGUAUCACCAAAUAAAGCAGCACCUGGUCUACCCGCCUAGGACUCGGGGUCGGCAAGCAAGAACGAGAACGGAAAUCAAGCCCGAUAAACACACUGACAGCCACGACGAGUUCAACAGAGUCGCCAGAAACCUAAAUCAGUCGAUGACGAUGGCGAAUAUCCAUCCCGUUGACGAAGUCGCCGAUCCUCGCCCACCUUCUAGCGACGAGAUUGAACAGACGAAAAGUGGACUGUUCGAAAAUAUGGCAAUACCUCCAAGUCCAGAUCUUUUAUCAGUAAUAGACGCACUCAAUGAACAAGAAACUGAUCCACCUUUGCUCAAGUUGUUGAGCAAAGGACCGGUGGUCUCUCCUAGUCCACUGAGCACCAGUGCGACGCUGGUGGGCUCGGAAGGAUCAAAAGACGCCGAAGAGCUAAAUUCCGAGUCUGUCUCUGCUGAAACGUCUGGCGGCUCCGCUACUUUCGAUCCUAUCAAACAAGUGGCCAGCAAAAUCAUGGAGAAAAUUUAG
This is a messenger RNA of Penicillium chermesinum, 948 nucleotides long. RefSeq lists its product as uncharacterized. The record is from RefSeq and is a predicted model, not a curated record. Lineage: Eukaryota; Fungi; Ascomycota; Eurotiomycetes; Eurotiales; Aspergillaceae. Bases 1 to 948 code for a protein of 315 amino acids. The transcript has 3 exons.